Molecule: messenger RNA, 701 nt
Organism: Paramecium sonneborni
Lineage: Eukaryota; Ciliophora; Oligohymenophorea; Peniculida; Parameciidae
Source: the annotation of a GenBank genome assembly
AUGAGUUACGAUAUAUCCUCAUAAUUCAUUCAAUUUAGAAAGUAGAUUUCUUCUAAAAUCAAGAAUUCCCCUCUUAAAAACAAUAACAAAAUUAUAACUCCUGAAAAUUCAGUUGAUCAUCUCAAAAAAUAAUUAACUAAUAAUCUAAUACGAUUAAAAGCUAAAUCAACUAUUUGCAGUAAAAUUUAAAGUAAUUAAUAGAUAUCAAUUUAACUCCUAAAAGGAAUUUGCCAGUAUCUAAGACAAAUAAAUUAAAAAGUUCUUUUAUUUCUAAGUAAAAUAAUACACCUAAGACUCCCAACAAAUCAUUAUAUUAUAAUACUUCUAAAAGCUAAUAAUCAAACAUUAACUUAUUUUAAUAACCUAAUACUUUGAGAUAAUUGGAUUAUUUAGAAUAGCAGAAUGAAAUUAAAUAAUAUUCUUCAAAAUAUUACAAAAUAAUGAAUGAAGAAUAAAGUUUAUAUUACAGUAAAUUGUAAACUAAACUUGAUUAAUUAUCUAAUGUAAUUGGAAAUCAAAUAGAUAGAUAGUAAAAUUUAAAUGAGUUAGAUAAUAUGAUUAAUUUUUCCAAAUAAAAAAAUGCAAAUUCUAAAAAAGAAAAAUAUGUAGAUAGUUUACAAUAUGAGAGUAAAGUUUUGCAAAAUGAUAUACUCAGUAUUAAAUCUAAGCUUGAGAGAUUUGCAGAAGUAAAAGAUAAUUGA